Molecule: messenger RNA, 586 nt
Organism: Didymodactylos carnosus
Lineage: Eukaryota; Metazoa; Rotifera; Eurotatoria; Philodinida; Philodinidae
Source: the annotation of a GenBank genome assembly
AUGUUUCAUGUUCUAUUGGCUGAAUCCAAUAAUAAAUUUACACUAUUUAAAUCUGAAUCGCAUAAUCGUGUUCAACGUAACGAUACAACUCGUCUCAAAUCGCCUAUUCGUGAUACUGUUCGCCAAAUGUCGGAUAAAGAUAUGACACAAACACAAAUCAGGAAAGCUGUGUCAGUAAUUCAUCCAAGUUUAACCGUAGGCACAAAAAUUAAAAAUAUUGUUCAGUAUAGUCGUUUAAAAACUCGUAAAAGUAUAAUAUCAAUUGAUAAUUUGCAAAUAUGGUGUAACCAAUAUCUUAAUUGUCCAUCUCCAGAUAAAUUGCAUGACGCAUUUGUGCCAUAUUAUGAAGCUAUUGAUAUUAAUCAUAUAUGUAUUUGUAUUACUACACGUCAGUUAUUAUCUGCGUGUAAAUAUUCAUCUACAUUAGCUAUUGAUUGUACAUAUAAAAUAACAUACAACGAAUUACCUUUACUCGUUUUUGGAACAUCAGAUUUAAAUCGACAUUUUCAUCCAUUAGGAUUAUGUUUAAUAUCAACAGAUGAAUCAGCAGAUACAUUUAAAACUUUAUUUCGUGUAUUAAAAUCAU